GUCUUGAAAAGACAAUAAAACCUCGUCAAAAUUAUUACUAGACAUUAUAGAGCCGAAUCUAAAUCACUACACAUAGUUUGAGGGUUUUUUUCGGUAAUUUUCGCAACAAAAUCUGACACUUUACACCCGACAUGUCACUCAAAUGACAUUUACGACCAUUGAAGUAACAAGAGUUAGAGUGUGAGAGUUGGGGGCAAAAAUAACAGUUUUUGGAUCAAAAACGUAUUAUUAUAACACUGAAUCAUUGAAAAAACAACWAGGGCCCGGUUUUGAGGUUAGAAUGGGGGAGCUGGACUAUCAAAUGGCGCUCAUUUUGCAACAUCGUUUCGAGCAGGAAUCAGACCAAAAUGAACAGUCUGAUUUAGAAUUGGCCAAACAUUUACAAGAACAGUUCAAACACGAAGCUGAAAUUGAAAAACCGUCCAGUCUUGUUUACCAUUACCCCAAAACGGGGCUCAAUUCGAGUAAAUCGCUCAUAGACCCGUCAUGGGAACUCGUGGACCCCACCCCCGACAUUCACGCUCUUUUCAUCGCGUUUGAUAAACGUUUUUUCUGGAACAAAUUGGUAGCGGUUUGCGUUUCCUGGAGCAAAAGGAUGACGUCCUGUGCCGGGGUUUGCUCGUAUAAUGGCAGAGGGGGGCUGUGUAGUAUCACACUGAGCGAACCUUUGCUUAAAUUAAGGCCGAGGAAGGAUUUGGUUGAGACUCUUUUACACGAGAUGAUUCAUGCGUAUUUAUUUGUCACUCAUAAUAAUAGGGAUCGAGAUGGGCACGGGCCGGAGUUCCACAAGCACAUGUAUCGGAUCAAUAACGAGGCUGGGACUAGUAUCACUGUUUACCACGAUUUCCAUGACGAAGUUCGGUUGUAUCAGCAGCAUUGGUGGCGCUGCAACGGGCCUUGUCAGCACCGAAAGCCCUAUUUUGGUACGGUGAAGAGGGCUACGAAUAGGGCUCCGGGGCCCAAUGAUAGAUGGUGGGCGGAGCAUUUGCGCACUUGCGGUGGGACAUUCAUUAAAGUAAAAGAACCGGAAAAUAAGAAACAGAAAAGUGUGAACGRCGUGAAGAGUAAAGAACCGGAAAAUAAGAAACAAAAGAGUGUGAMCRGUGUUAAGAGUAAAGAUAUYAGAGMUUUUAUKUCCACCAACAAUGUGAAGGGUUUCAAAGACUUGAAAAACACAGUUGUUAGAGGAAAAAACAAUUCAUCUAGUACUAUAACAGUCACUAAAAAUAAAAACACUAGUGAGAGUACUUUUAAGCCAACUAUUUUUAAUACCACUGAACUAAAAAGUGCUAGUCCUAGUACUAGUACUACUACUACUACACAGACAGACGAUUUCGUUGCCGUCCGAAACCACUGGGCCAACAAAUUCAAUAAUAAGAAGAGACCCUCAGAGGAGCCAACGACUGUUUCAAAAAUUCCUAAAUUAUCUGUUUCUCCACCUAGCACMCAAAAAAUUCCCAAUGAGUGUUGUGACUGUCCUGUUUGUAAUAAAAAGGUCCUAAUGGCUGAUCUAAAUCAACACCUGGAUGUAUGUUUGAUUAAGUCACCMRAAAAAGGGGAAAGUAUAGAUCUUACCACUUCUUUUCAUGGAGAUGAAACACGGGAUUGCCCCCUUUGUGGCCAACAAAUCACAAGUUGUAGUUUUGAUAUUCACGUUGAGAAGUGCAUAAUGCAGGUUUGUGACAGAGUGGAGGAUGAUUUGGGUCAAGAAAUGGUUUCGUGUUUAGCUUGUGGGAAGAAAAUUGUAAAAAGUGAACUUAACUCGCAUUUGGAUGAAUGUAUCGUUGAUAUUUUUGAUGAAGACAAAGAAGAUUGUGAUAAGAAAAAUAGUUCUCAGUUUAAUUGUCCUUUCUGUUUGAAAUUGGUGGAGGAAGUUGAAAUGAAACAACAUAUUGAUGGGUGUAUAGAGGCUGAUGAUUUUGCCGAGGCCUUGUUGGACGAUGAUUUUUGAUUAUUUUUGUUACUUUUGUAUUUUUUACUGUGCCAAAUAAAAUUUUUCGAUACUUUG
Messenger RNA from Tribolium madens (black flour beetle), 2008 nucleotides. RefSeq names its product DNA-dependent metalloprotease dvc-1. The record is from RefSeq and is a predicted model, not a curated record. Gene Ontology annotation, molecular function: metalloendopeptidase activity; single-stranded DNA binding; polyubiquitin modification-dependent protein binding. Gene Ontology annotation, cellular component: nucleus. The transcript has 3 exons. Bases 281 to 1951 code for a protein of 556 amino acids. Gene Ontology annotation, biological process: DNA repair. NCBI's taxonomy places the organism in Eukaryota, Metazoa, Arthropoda, Insecta, Coleoptera, Tenebrionidae.